Molecule: messenger RNA, 2810 nt
Organism: Closterium sp. Naga37s-1
Lineage: Eukaryota; Viridiplantae; Streptophyta; Zygnematophyceae; Desmidiales; Closteriaceae
Source: the annotation of a GenBank genome assembly
GAGCGGUGACAGAGGGAAGAGUGGGAGGGGCGACUGAGGGGAGGGUGAAGAAGGAGCAGCUGGGUAAUAGAACGAUGCAAGGGAGCAGUGGGAAGGAGGGAGGGAGCGUGCAGCUGCAAGGUACAUUGAAUCUGGACGUGCUGCAAGCAACCCUGUUUCCAAGGGCCAUGGAGGAGGGCGUGUGGCCGGAAGGCUACACCAUUUCUGACCAUGCUGUGCUCACUCGCCACCGGCGGGUCGUCGCGACGGACGACGCGGAUGGUGGCGCGAAGGCGACUCCAUCGAACAGCCUGGGCGUCAAGUACGGCAGUGGCUAUAACUCCGCCGCCCCAUACGUCGCCGCUGGCGUGACGGCGAUUACCAUUCCGCCCGACGUCGGCGCUCCGCAGCUGGCGCUGAGAUCCCCGCACGCUGGCGCAAAGUUUUGGCGCAAGGUGCUGCGGUCGCCGGGCUUUAAGGACAUGGCGCGGAAGAAAGCGGCGCAGCAGCGGAGCAUGUCGUUCCAGCAGUUCGACCUGCUACAGUUAACUCGCGCUACAAGGAACUUCAGUAAGCAGAACUUUAUCGGAAAAGGAAGCACGUCCGAGGUUUACCGAGGCGCGGGGCCGAACGGAGCGCAGUGGGCGGUUAAAAGAUCCGUUUGGCGGCCCGGGGGCGGGGAUAACGGCGGCAUGCUGACGUUUCGCCCGGCAAACCCGGCGGCUUACGCGGAGCUAGAAGCGGAUUUUAUCUUCGGCGCGAAGUCUAUGGCGGUACUAUGCCAUCAGAAUGUGAUUCAACUGCUGGGUUACUGUUUCGAGUGCGGCGAGAGGGUGCUUAUAUACGAGUUCGUGGGCGGGCCGAGUUUGGAGUCGAUGAUUUUCGGGAAUACCGACGUGUGGAAGGAGAAGAUUACGAUGUGGCGAAGGGGUUCGCGAAACGCUCGCGCGCUCAAGGACCUCGGGGUUGUCGCGGAGGGCGAGGAGGAAGGAAUACCGUUCGAUUUCAUGCACCGGCUGCUGAUCGCCGUUGAUAUUGCCGAGGCGGUCGCGUACCUGCACACGGAGUUCCCUAGGCCGUAUUUACUUGAGGGGUUGCACCCGAAAAACAUUAUUUUCGAUACGAACGGCGUUCCCAAGGUGGGCAACAUCGGGCGGAUGAAAGUUUUGAUGACCCGAGACAUCACUGGCGGCUUGAGCAUGCUGGGCGGGUUACCACACGCGCCGACGCUCGCAAUCAGUGGUUACAUCGACCCCAGUUUUAACAUAACAAGGAAAUCGUCGCCACCCAAUGACGUGUACGCGUUUGGCGUUAUCCUCCUGCAGAUAUUCACCGGCCGCCCAGCCGUGAUUGAGAACGAGCCAGGCGAAACUACUGCGAAGUUGGACCUAGGCACGUGGGUCUCGAAGCGCCUUAGAAAGGUUGCAGAGCGUCUAUUGGCUAUUCAUGAGGAGUUGGUUAAGGAGGGUGGGGUGGUGGUGGUGGAUAUUCCCGAACCUGAGCCCGAGGCUGGGGACUUCGUGGUUGGGGAGGAGGAGGGGGGGAAGGUGAGUGGAGGAGGAGAGAAGUUGGGGGAGGGGAUGGCGGAGGCCAGUGGGGAGGUGAUGCGGGAGGGGGUGGUGGAGGUUAGUAGGGAGGAGAUGGGGGAGGGGGCGACAGAUGUUAGUGGGGAGGCGAUGAGGGAGGGGGUGGUGGAGGAUAGUAGGGAGGAAAAGGGGAAGGGGGGGACGGAUGUUAGUGGGGAGGAGAUGGGAGAAGCUACAGGGAAGGCGGAGAGAGAAGGGGGAAGUGAGCAAGAGAGUGAAGUGAGGAUCAGAAAGGAAGACGCAGGGGAGAAGGGAAGUGUGGGAGGUGCGGGAGAUAGCAGCGAGGAAGGGAGGGGGGUUGAGAAAGCUGAAGAUCAGAAGAAGGGGAAGAAGGGGAAGAAGGAAAAGAGGGAGAAGAAGGAUAAAGAGAAGAAACGGAAGGAGGACGAGCAAGCAGACAGGGAGCAAGUGGAGUUCGCGUCGCCUCGCUAUCUCUCCCCUCCCAUCCCGCACGCCUUUCUCUCCAAUCACCCGUCUUCUCUCCCGUCGCCCCUCCCCUCCCAUCGUCUUUCCUCUCCCGUCGCCUUUCCUCUCCCUUCGCCUUUCCUCUCCCGUUGCCCUUCCUCUCCCGUCGCUUUCCUCUCCCGCCGCCCUUCCUUCUCUCCCGUCGCCCUUCUCCCGUCGCCCUUCCUACUCUCCCGUCGCCCUUCUGACUCUCCCGUCGGCUUUCUCUCCCGUCGCCCUUCCUACUCUCCCGUCGCCCUUCCUACUCUCCCGUCGUCUUUCUAUCCCGUCGCCCUUCCUACUCUCCCGUCGCCCUUCAUCUCUCCCCUCGCUGGAUCCUCUCUCCCGUCGCCUAUUCUCUCUCCCGUCGCCUAUUCUCUCUCCCGUCGCUCUUCCUCUCUUCCGUCGCCCUUCAUCUCUCCCGCCCCAUCACCCACAUCGGCGCCUUCGCGCUCGCCCCGAAAUGCCUGCCCGUCGCCCCGUCGCCCCGUGAUCGUCGGCCCCUCUCGCUUUUCCCUCGCAGCGUCACUCUCCCCGUCACAUAUGCCCUCGCUUUUUUCGUCGCUCCUCGCGGCACCCUCAUCGCCGCCUUCCCAUUACCUAGCUCGUUGCCCUCUCUCUCCCCAUCACCCUUUUUCUCUCAGUUCGUAUCACCCCUCUUAUCACCCUCACACUCUUCCCUCACAUCGUCCGUCACCAUCGCAUCACCCUUUCUCUCUCCCCCCACAUCACCCUCCUCGUCGCCGUCCCCCUCGCCUCAAAUCGCCCUUCCUCUCACCCUUAGCAUCACCCACGUCGUAG